AUGCAUACACCCUCGCUUACACGCUUCCUUGCAAGCGCCAUCUUAAUACAAACCAGCAUAGCAGGCUAUGCCCUAAUAGACGACUUCAGCAAAGACACCUUCUUCGGCAACUUCACCCCCUUCUCCCAAGAAGACCCCACCCACGGCUUCGUAACAUACAACUCAUACGCCGCCGCCGACUCCAAAAACCUCAUCAAAACCGUCCCCAACGCCAACUUCGCCUCUUACCUAACCGCCGACCCGACCUCCACCACGAACGCCGGCCGGGACAGUAUGCGUAUCGCCUCCAAGAAAUCAUACAACCACGGCCUCUUCCUCGUCGACCUCCUGCACAUCCCCUCCCCCGUCUGCGGGUCCUGGCCCGCUUUCUGGCUCUUGGGGGCAGGAACCUGGCCCGCAGGUGGGGAAAUCGAUGUUAUUGAGGGCGUCAACAUGCAGGAAAGGAAUCAGAUGACGUUACAUACGUCUGCGAACUGUGCGCUGGACUCUAGCGCCGGCUUCACUGGUACAUCUAAUAAGACGGAUUGUGGGCCUGAUAAGGAAAACACGGGCUGCGCCAUCACGGCGAAAGAUUCGAGCAGCUUCGGCGCGGGCUUCAACCAGGGAAACGGCGGCGUGUACGCUACCGAAUGGACUAGCAGCGGCAUAUCGAUAUACUUCUUCCCCCGCGCCAACAUACCAGCCGACAUCCAGUCCUCUACCCCCGACCCGAGUAAAUGGGGGCAACCCCUCGCCAAAUUCGCCGGCAAAGGAUGUGACUGGGACGCGCAUUUCAAAGACAUGAAUAUCGUCUUCAACACCGCCUUCUGCGGCGACUGGGCGGGAAAGGACUCUGUCUGGGAGAGCGGCGGAUGCGCUGCCAAGACGGGGAAGAAGACUUGUCAGGAGUUUGUGGCGAGCAGUGGGGCGAGUUAUAAGGAUAGUUUUUGGUUGGUUAAUUAUGUUAGGGUGUUUCAGCAGCAGCAACAGCAGCAGCAGAGUCAAGGGCAGGGGCAGGGGCAAGGGCAGGGUGGGGGACAAUACGCCUCAACGACAACUAUGCACGUCACGCGAACGACGGUCGUGCCAGCUCCUACUGCCAACGCCCAGCAGCAGCAAGCCACUCCAUCCCAACAGCAAGCCUCUCAGCCUCAGAAACCAGCUCAACCCCAACAACAACAACAGUCCCCCCAAUCCCCGCAAGGCGCACAAAACCAGCACCAAUCCGGCCCGCAGCAAGAAGCCGCUAUGGCGCAGGGGGAGGUGGAUAAGGAGCAGACAAAGGCCGCUGGUAGUCGUAGGGCGAGGCGGGGGUCGUGGGAGGCCGUGAGGGCUUUGGUGAGAAGGGAUGUUGAUGUUGAGGAGGAUGUUGGGGAUGGAGGGGAUGGAGGUCAGGGGCAAGUUGAUGAUAGAGAUGAGAAGGGGGAGAGGGGGGAGAGGGGGGAGAAGGGGGAGAAGAUGACGGAGGAGGAGGGGAAUGGGGAGGGGGGCGGGGGGGGGAGAGGGGAUUGA
Bacidia gigantensis is the source of this 1491-nucleotide messenger RNA. RefSeq lists its product as uncharacterized. The transcript is spliced from 2 exons. The record is from RefSeq and is a predicted model, not a curated record. Gene Ontology annotation, biological process: glucan catabolic process. The coding region runs from base 1 to 1491 and encodes 496 amino acids. NCBI's taxonomy places the organism in Eukaryota, Fungi, Ascomycota, Lecanoromycetes, Lecanorales, Ramalinaceae. Gene Ontology annotation, molecular function: hydrolase activity, hydrolyzing O-glycosyl compounds.